This is a messenger RNA of Drosophila navojoa, 2270 nucleotides long. RefSeq names its product minichromosome maintenance 7 (gene Mcm7). Gene Ontology annotation, cellular component: MCM complex; nucleus. Lineage: Eukaryota; Metazoa; Arthropoda; Insecta; Diptera; Drosophilidae. Gene Ontology annotation, biological process: DNA replication initiation; double-strand break repair via break-induced replication; DNA replication. The record is from RefSeq and is a predicted model, not a curated record. Gene Ontology annotation, molecular function: ATP binding; ATP hydrolysis activity; single-stranded DNA helicase activity.
AUGGCGCGCCGCGACUACGCACAAGAUAGAGAAUCCAUCAAAACAUUUCUCUCCGAGUUCUGUAAAACUGACGAUGAUGGCAAAAAAGACUUCGUCUAUGGCUCACAGUUGGUGAAGCUGGCACAUCGCGAGCAAGUGCUAAUUACAAUCGAUCUGGACGACUUGGCCGAGUUCAAUGAGAGCCUCGCCGAGGCUGUGAUCGAGAAUUGCCGACGCUAUGCGUCGAUCUUCAGCGAUGUGAUUGCCGAACUGCUGCCCAGCUACAAGCAGCAGGAAGUGCACGCCAAGGACGCAUUGGACGUCUAUAUUGAGCAUCGUCUGAUGAUGGACGCGCGCACACGGAAUCCCAUGGAGCAAAGGGAUGAACGCAAUGCAUUUCCCGCAGAGCUGAUGAAGAGAUUUGAGGUCGGCUUCAAGCCUCUGUCCACAGAGAAGGCGCUCUCCAUACGCGAGGUGAAGGCCCAGCAAAUCGGCAAAUUGGUCACAGUUCGCGGCAUUGUGACGCGCUGCACCGAGGUGAAGCCAAUGAUGGUGGUCGCCACCUACACUUGUGACCGCUGUGGCGCUGAGACCUAUCAGCCAGUCAACUCGCUCUCCUUCAUACCGGUGCAGGAUUGCCCCUCCGACGACUGUCGCGUUAACAAGGCGGGCGGUCGACUCUAUCUGCAGACGCGCGGCUCGAAGUUCGUCAAGUUCCAGGAGCUCAAAAUGCAGGAGCACAGCGAUCAGGUGCCCGUGGGUCAUAUUCCGCGCAGCAUGACGGUGCUCUGCCGUGGCGAGGUCACACGCAUGGCCCAGCCUGGAGAUCAUGUUCUGAUCUCUGGCGUAUUCUUGCCUAUGGUACGCACAGGCUUCGCCCAGAUGAUACAGGGUCUGCUCUCAGAGACCUUCCUGCAGGCACACCGCAUCAUCUGCAUCAACAAAAACGACGACAUUACGGACAAGGAUUGUGAGCUGACGCCCGCUGAGCUAGAGGAGCUUGCCCAGGAUGAUUUCUAUGAGCGCCUGGCCACCAGCUUGGCACCUGAGAUCUACGGCCAUUUGGAUGUGAAGAAGGCGUUGCUGCUGCUGCUCGUCGGCGGCGUGGACAAACGUCCAGAUGGCAUGAAGAUUCGCGGCAACAUCAACAUCUGCCUGAUGGGUGAUCCCGGUGUGGCCAAAUCUCAACUGCUGGGCUACAUAAGCCGCCUGGCCAUACGCUCGCAGUACACAACAGGUCGCGGCUCCUCGGGCGUGGGUCUGACGGCAGCUGUCAUGAAGGAUCCACUCACUGGCGAAAUGACGCUCGAGGGCGGCGCCUUGGUCCUGGCAGAUCAGGGCGUCUGCUGCAUCGAUGAGUUCGACAAGAUGGCCGACACAGAUCGUACGGCCAUACACGAGGUGAUGGAGCAGCAGACCAUUUCCAUCGCCAAGGCGGGCAUCAUGACCACGUUGAAUGCGCGUGUCUCCAUCCUGGCUGCUGCCAAUCCCGCCUUCGGUCGCUACAAUCCCCGUCGCACAGUGGAGCAGAAUAUCCAGUUGCCAGCUGCUUUGCUGUCGCGUUUCGAUCUGCUCUGGCUCAUCCAGGACAAGCCCGACAGGGACAACGAUCUGCGUCUGGCCAAGCACAUUACGUAUGUGCACAGUCACAGCCGACAGCCGCCCUCGAGGGUCAAGUCGCUGGACAUGCAUCUGAUGCGACGCUAUAUUAAUCUCUGCAAGCGCAAGAAUCCCACCAUUCCCGACGAGCUCACCGACUACAUUGUGGGCGCCUAUGUGGAGCUGCGUCGCGAGGCGCGCAACCAGAAGGACAUGACCUUCACAUCCGCUCGCAAUCUGCUCGGCAUUUUGCGUCUGUCCACGGCUCUGGCGCGUCUGCGUCUCUCCGACCGCGUCGAGAAGGACGAUGUGGCCGAGGCGCUGCGUUUGCUCGAAAUGUCCAAGGAUUCGCUUAACCAGAUACACGAGCACCAGAAGGGACACGUGCCAAACACUUCGGAUCGCAUCUUUGCCAUUGUGCGCGAGCUGGCCGGCUCCGGCAAGGCCGUGAAGAUCGCUGACAUCAUGGACCGCUGCACGACGAAGGGCUUCAAACCGGACCAGGUGGACAAAUGCAUCGACGACUACGAGGAGCUGAACGUCUGGCAGGUCAACAUGGGCCGCACCAAAAUAACAUUCAUGUAAAGCCGCCGAUUCCAGGGCCUAUUUUAUCUAUUUCUACAUAUUUGUUAAGCACAUCUCAAAUACAUUUCAUCAUAUCUCAUGUUUCAUUAAAGAUUACUUAAAUAAAU